AUGCUAAUCGCUUCCAAACCGCAGGACGAAAGCAACAAACCCGGAUGCGAAAAGGAGGAAAACCACUACGUGCCCAACGAAAGCAGUGACGCCUUUUACUACUACAAGCAUAUUUUGAAAUUGCAGAAGAAGAACCGACUAAGGGUGACGAAAAACAGAAUGCCCAGCAUGCUGUACUACUGCCUGAACAAUUGCAGCGACAUGACGUGUGCGGAAAUUUCAGGCCUUGAUGGAUCCUUUGUCGCCACGGCGCAUUCGAAUAACAUAAUCAAGUUGUGGAACAUCAAACAGUCCCAAGCGAACAAAAUAAGAAAAAAAAAAAAGAAAUGGAAAAGAUUAAUAAAGGGGACAUAA
Messenger RNA from Plasmodium vivax (malaria parasite P. vivax), 354 nucleotides. RefSeq lists its product as hypothetical. The transcript has a single exon. Lineage: Eukaryota; Apicomplexa; Aconoidasida; Haemosporida; Plasmodiidae. Gene Ontology annotation, molecular function: protein binding. The record is from RefSeq and is a predicted model, not a curated record. The coding region runs from base 1 to 354 and encodes 117 amino acids.